This is a messenger RNA of Megalobrama amblycephala (Wuchang bream), 1636 nucleotides long. RefSeq names its product dynein heavy chain. The record is from RefSeq and is a predicted model, not a curated record. The transcript is spliced from 4 exons. Bases 1 to 735 code for a protein of 244 amino acids. NCBI's taxonomy places the organism in Eukaryota, Metazoa, Chordata, Actinopteri, Cypriniformes, Xenocyprididae.
AUGACCAUGAAGCAAUUGUACAGGGUCCCAUUUGAGAGGAACGGUGUCGGGGUCAAAGAACUUCGACAUGAAUAUGUACAGUGUCGCCUACUCCAGACAGUGUCGUCUACUCCAUACAUAGUGUCACCUACUCCAUACAUAGUGUCACCGACUCCAUUCAUAGUGUCGUCUACUCUAUACAUAGUGCCGUCUACUCUAUACAUAGUGCCGUCUACUCUAUACAUAGUGCCGUCUACUCCAUACAUAGUGUCACCGACUCCAUUCAUAGUGUCGUCUACUCUAUACAUACUGCCGUCUACUCCAUACAUAGUGUCGUCUACUCCAUACAUAGUGUUGUCUACUUCACACAUAGUGUCGCCUAUUCCAGACAGUGUUGUCUACUCCCUACAUAGUGUCACCUACUCCAUACAUAGUGUCACCGACUCCAUUAAUAGUGUCGUCUACUCCAUACAUGUCACCAACUCCAUUAAUAGUGUCGUCUACUCCAUACAUAGUGUCGACUACUCCACACAUAGUGUCGUCUACUCCACACAUAGUGUCGCCUACUACAGACAGUUGCCGUCUACUCCAUACAUAGUGUCACCGACUCCAUUCAUAGUGUCGCCUACUCCAGACAGUGUCGUCUACUCCCUACAUAGUGUUACCUACCCCAUACAUAGUGUCGCCUACUCCAUUCAUAGUGUCGUCUACUCUAUACAUAGUGCCGUCUACUCCAUACAGUGUCGCCUUAUGUAAUUUUAUUUCUUGAGUAAAUGUAUCUUGAUUAAAAAAACUUUAGAUAUUUGUAUUGGCAAAACAAGACAAAAAUACUGAGUAAGAAAAAUGCACAAUUAGUCAUUUUGACAAUUUGAUUUUAUAAAAUGACCAGUUAUUUCAUCUUUUCCCACCUUCUCUGAGAAGGACCCUUGUGAUGCUCCCUUAGAAUUUGACUUAGUAGAGUUUUGGAACAGAGCCAAUGUGUCCACAUUUCUAUGAAGGAAAAUAAAUGCCAUCCGACCACAUUUCCAUGAUCACACGUAGAGGAGAUACACACAUUUUCAUCUUUCUAACACACACAGAGCAGCUGACAGAAGGAAUCAAGUUUUUACUUUCAGAAAUCUGACUAAUCACCAUGCAAAUGAAACCUCACAGUCUGUGAAUUAGACACACUGUGCAAUUACAGGCAAUUAUUACUGAAGCAGUCACAAGCGUUUGAUUAACAUCAGAACAGAGAGAGUGUGAGACGACCAACUGAUGCGGUGGACGCUGACAUUUCAGUUUGAAGAAGAGGGAAAAACAUCGUAGAGAGAGAAAUGGAAGGAGGAAGGGAUGGAAAACAGGACAGCUUUCAUUUGGCAGUACAAGUGGCUUCACAUCAGAAAUACAGCAAUCACUCAUGAGGAUGAGAAGAGUGAGAAAAGGAGACUGGGAGACGAGGGACUGGGAAGGGGAAAAGACAUCUGAUCCCAAGGGGAGAUUGGGAAAAAUCAGGUAGUCUUUACUCCCAUCUGCUGAUGUCUUCUGUCCUAUUUCUUCUCUUUUUUAUUCCUCUCUCUCUCCUUCCUUCUUUCUUCUAACUCACAUAUUAUAUGUUUAUCUUAAACAUAUUUAACCAGCGGCCAAAUUGAAAUUUUCAGAGGGCUGUCUGAAGUUUCCA